AAGCGAUGGCGAUUGGGCUGCCGCGUUUGGCGCUCGGUCCGGUCGCGUCCGACACCCGGUGGGACUCAGAAGGCAGUGGAGCCCCGGCGGCGGCGGCGGCGGCGCGCGGGGGCGACGCGCGGGAACAACGCGAGCCGGCGCGCGGGACGAAGAAUAAUCAUGGGCCAGACUGGGAAGAAAUCUGAGAAGGGACCAGUUUGUUGGCGGAAGCGUGUAAAAUCAGAGUACAUGCGACUGAGACAGCUCAAGAGGUUCAGACGAGCUGAUGAAGUAAAGAGUAUGUUUAGUUCCAAUCGUCAGAAAAUUUUGGAAAGAACGGAAAUCUUAAACCAAGAAUGGAAACAGCGAAGGAUACAGCCUGUGCACAUCCUGACUUCUGUGAGCUCAUUGCGCGGGACUAGGGAGUGUUCGGUGACCAGUGACUUGGAUUUUCCAACACAAGUCAUCCCAUUAAAGACUCUGAAUGCAGUUGCUUCAGUACCCAUAAUGUAUUCUUGGUCUCCCCUACAGCAGAAUUUUAUGGUGGAAGAUGAAACUGUUUUACAUAACAUUCCUUAUAUGGGAGAUGAAGUUUUAGACCAGGAUGGUACUUUCAUUGAAGAACUAAUAAAAAAUUAUGAUGGAAAAGUACACGGGGAUAGAGAAUGUGGGUUUAUAAAUGAUGAAAUUUUUGUGGAGUUGGUGAAUGCCCUUGGUCAAUAUAAUGAUGAUGAUGAUGAUGAUGAUGGAGACGAUCCUGAAGAAAGAGAAGAAAAGCAGAAAGAUCUGGAGGAUCACCGAGAUGAUAAAGAAAGCCGCCCACCUCGGAAAUUUCCUUCUGAUAAAAUUUUUGAAGCCAUUUCCUCAAUGUUUCCAGAUAAGGGCACAGCAGAAGAACUAAAGGAAAAAUAUAAAGAACUCACCGAACAGCAGCUCCCAGGCGCACUUCCUCCUGAAUGUACCCCCAACAUAGAUGGACCAAACGCUAAAUCUGUUCAGAGAGAGCAAAGCUUACACUCCUUUCAUACGCUUUUCUGUAGGCGAUGUUUUAAAUAUGACUGCUUCCUACAUCCUUUUCAUGCAACACCCAACACUUACAAGCGGAAGAACACAGAAACAGCUCUAGACAACAAACCUUGUGGACCACAGUGUUACCAGCAUUUGGAGGGAGCAAAGGAGUUUGCUGCUGCUCUCACCGCUGAGCGGAUAAAGACCCCACCAAAACGCCCAGGAGGCCGCAGAAGAGGACGGCUUCCCAAUAACAGUAGCAGGCCCAGCACCCCCACCAUUAAUGUGCUGGAAUCAAAGGAUACAGACAGUGAUAGGGAAGCAGGGACUGAAACGGGGGGAGAGAACAAUGAUAAAGAAGAAGAAGAGAAGAAGGACGAAACUUCGAGCUCCUCUGAAGCAAAUUCUCGGUGUCAAACACCAAUAAAGAUGAAGCCAAAUAUUGAACCUCCUGAGAAUGUGGAGUGGAGUGGUGCUGAAGCCUCAAUGUUUAGAGUCCUCAUUGGCACUUACUAUGACAAUUUCUGUGCCAUUGCUAGGUUAAUUGGGACCAAAACAUGUAGACAGGUGUAUGAGUUUAGAGUCAAAGAAUCUAGCAUCAUAGCUCCAGCGCCCGCUGAGGAUGUGGAUACUCCUCCAAGGAAAAAGAAGAGGAAACACCGGUUGUGGGCUGCACACUGCAGAAAGAUACAGCUGAAAAAGGACGGCUCCUCUAACCAUGUUUACAACUAUCAACCCUGUGAUCAUCCACGGCAGCCUUGUGACAGUUCGUGCCCUUGUGUGAUAGCACAAAAUUUUUGUGAAAAGUUUUGUCAAUGUAGUUCAGAGUGUCAAAACCGCUUUCCGGGAUGCCGCUGCAAAGCACAGUGCAACACCAAGCAGUGCCCGUGCUACCUGGCUGUCCGAGAGUGUGACCCUGACCUCUGUCUUACUUGUGGAGCCGCUGACCAUUGGGACAGUAAAAAUGUGUCCUGCAAGAACUGCAGUAUUCAGCGGGGCUCCAAAAAGCAUCUAUUGCUGGCACCAUCUGAUGUGGCAGGCUGGGGGAUUUUUAUCAAAGAUCCUGUGCAGAAAAAUGAAUUCAUCUCAGAAUACUGUGGAGAGAUUAUUUCUCAAGAUGAAGCUGACAGAAGAGGGAAAGUGUAUGAUAAAUACAUGUGCAGCUUUCUGUUCAACUUGAACAAUGAUUUUGUGGUGGAUGCAACCCGCAAGGGUAAUAAAAUUCGUUUUGCAAAUCAUUCGGUAAAUCCAAACUGCUAUGCAAAAGUUAUGAUGGUUAACGGUGAUCACAGGAUAGGUAUUUUUGCCAAGAGAGCCAUCCAGACUGGCGAAGAGCUGUUUUUUGAUUACAGGUUGGUAAAGUACAUUUCUAGCAUGAUCUCUAAGGGCUUUUUCUACUGGAUUGUGAACUCUGGACAAAGGAGGGUUUUUAGUUCUUUGCUUCUUUUGACGGGUCACUUUGCAAUGAGCAUUAGUGGGGAAUUAGGUUACACUUUCCUGUUAUGUAUUCAUUAUCCAUUUAUUUAUUAUACAAGUCAUGCUUAUUUUAAAAAUAGAGUAAAAUCCAUGCAGAAAGCCCCAUUUCUCACCCUGCUGUUGACAGCUGGGUGAGUCCUAGACCUUCUCAUACCGUGCCGCAUGCUGCAUGCUUGCUCAUGGAGCGUUUUCCAGAUGAGUGCAAUCACACUGUCCUGUAGAUUUUUCUGCAACAUGGUUUUACUUGACAGUAUACUAUGUAUAUCUUUAUGGAUUAGAUCUACUUAAUUUAUUGUUUGCUAUAAUACUUAUUACACAUAUCAUUACCAUUUUGUAAGGUGCUAUUGGCAAAUCGCUGUCUGAUCACCCUGUGGGGAUGCCUGGGACAUGUGGGCCACCGAUGGUAUCCGUGUGGUUAGGCAUUAGGCUGCCAGUGAACACUGUCAAGCUCUGUGGAAUACAUCUAAGUCAGCCAUUGAAUACAGAUUUAGGUGCAGUCAGAUGACUGUCUACUUAAUGAACUCCUGUGGACCCGUGUACAUCCCAUCCGGAAGCUGUCUUUGAGUACUGUGUUCUUGCAUAUUCAGGCUGGCCUUUAAUGGCCGUUGCACAGCGAAGAGCUCUCAGUGAGGCAGACAGGGUCUGAGUGAAGGGCCCACUUUAGCAAAGGCCGCUGCCUUCACUCCAGGCUGGCUCUGAAUGAAGAGUGUGGGGUGGAGCUUCCUUAGGAUGACCCGGUGGCCUCACCCCCCAUGGUGGGCUUCUUGUGCUCCUUUCUGGGUGUCUGCUGCACUCCAGUUCUCUCUUCACCUGGGGGAGCAACUGGCGGGCUGCUCUUUGGCCCUCUUUGCUAUGGUCAUCAUUUUUUCCAGACCAUGGUUCUAUUUUGCCUUUCCAGCGUCAGGCCGAAACAUCUGAUGUGGACCAGGCUUCCUGGGGCCACUUGCUUCAGAGGCAUAGGGGAGGGUGGUCAAGCUCUGGGAAUGCUUGUAGACAGGUUUGUUCAGAACUUGGCAGCGUCUCAAUUAAAUGGCCAGCAACACAGACCUAUGCAUUGCCUUCUAUGAAUGUGCCCUUAUGCAGGCAGCUGUGUAAUUGGAUGGGGUUUUUUAAGACAUUUUAAUGCACCCACUGUCUUCAGCAGGCUUUGUUGUGUUGUUGGAUGGGUGGCCAUCCAGCGGACAUCUCAUCUCCUUCCUGUUGUUUCAGAUACAGCCAGGCUGAUGCCCUGAAGUAUGUCGGCAUCGAAAGAGAAAUGGAAAUCCCUUGACAUCUGCUACCUCCUCCCCCUCCUCUCUGAAACAGCUGCCUUAGCUUCAGGAACCUCGAGUACUGUGGGCAAUUUAGAAAAAGAAAAUGCAGUUUGAAAUUCUGAAUUUGCAAAGUACUGUAAGAAUAAUUUAUAGUAAUGAGUUUAAAAAUCAACUUUUUAUUGCCUUCUCACCAGCUGCAAAGUGUUUUGUACCAGUGAAUUUUUGCAAUAAUGCAGUGUGGUACAUUUUUCAACUCUGAAUAAAGAAUACUUGAACUUGUC
Molecule: messenger RNA, 3997 nt
Organism: Symphalangus syndactylus (siamang)
Lineage: Eukaryota; Metazoa; Chordata; Mammalia; Primates; Hylobatidae
Gene: EZH2
Product: enhancer of zeste 2 polycomb repressive complex 2 subunit
Biological process (GO): heterochromatin formation
Cellular component (GO): nucleus; ESC/E(Z) complex
Molecular function (GO): protein binding; histone H3K27 methyltransferase activity; chromatin binding
Source: RefSeq, a predicted model, not a curated record